This is a messenger RNA of Nematolebias whitei (Rio pearlfish), 543 nucleotides long. It is a transcript of the gene spag5, whose product is annotated as sperm associated antigen 5. Gene Ontology annotation, biological process: regulation of attachment of spindle microtubules to kinetochore; cell division. Lineage: Eukaryota; Metazoa; Chordata; Actinopteri; Cyprinodontiformes; Rivulidae. The coding region runs from base 1 to 543 and encodes 180 amino acids. The transcript is spliced from 4 exons. The record is from RefSeq and is a predicted model, not a curated record.
AUGUCCGGCCCCUGGGCUCUGGGCUUCCAGAUGGAGGCGUCCCUGCAGGCUUCAGAGGAGCGUGAGCGUGAACUACGCCGGGCUCUGUCUCGGAGCGAGCACCAAGUGGCUCAGCUGCAGACCCUGUCUCAGUCUCAGGGUCUGCAGGUCCAGCAGCUCCAGGAGAGUUGUGCACAACUUGGCGGCGUGCAGGAAAUGAACGAGUUCCUGCAGAUGGAGAACGAGCUGGUGCGGGAGCAGGUGGCUGAAGGUGAACGAAUGCUGACGACCAACCUGCAGGCGCUGCGGGACAGGAACAUUGCUUAUGAGGAUCUAACAGGAGAAGUUUGCAAACUUCAGGCUGAGAACAGGAGUUUGUCUGACGAGCUGAAAUCCUCAAGCUCUGCAGCCGACGCAGCUCGAGGGGAGCUCGAAGAAAAGCUGGCUCAGGCCGUCACUGAGAUUACGCUGCUGCAUCACACGCUGCGGGGGCUGACGAACGAGCUGCACGCUUCUCUCAUGGACCAGGUCACAACUAAUGCACAGCCUCUUGUACUUCUGUAA